AUGGCUCCCGGCCCGCCUGUCAUCGCAGUUGAUCCGCCCGGGACGCCCCCAGCGCCCGCCUUUGUCGACCGCGACAUAGGCGACGGCAACAGCCCAAUCGACGACGACGGCCUCGUUGACCUCGACAAAGCCCAACUGGACUCGAAGCCAACAACACUUUCCCCGACGCUCACCUCGUCCACUCGCAGGCCUUCCAUCUCAACAUACCUUCGUCCCGAAACCACAUCGCUGCUGAAACCGCCGUCCCCUGAGACUCCUUUCAUCAUGUCCAGUGAGGACAACAACGCCAGCGGCAGCGGCAGCGGUGGCGGAGCUACUGGCACGUCACCGCCCAAGAAUCCGUUCAAUUUUAAGACACAAUAUAUAUCCACUGCGCCGAUCAAAACUGGCAUCGGCCAGCGUCGCGGUCACCGCUACAAGCACAGCUCGAUUAGUGCAUCCCAUUCCUUCUUCCAAGAACCACCUCCCCGACCACCGCCUGUCCUUCCCGCCUCCCUUCCCAUACCAACUCUCAAAGAAGCAUGGGCCAGCAUGCAACCGGUCCAGCGCGCCCGCCUGUACUGGUGUAUCUGCCACGCCGUGAUCGCCAUGUACGUGUUGCUCAGCGCGGAGGGCUCUCUUGCCAUGACGGCACUCUCCCACCUAGUCUUCUUCGAUGUCGGCUCCGCGGUCAUCUGCGUCGUUGUCGACGUGCUGGGGAACUUCGAGGUCUGGCGCCGCUCCAGCAUCCGCCAUCCCUUCGGGCUGCAGCGCGCUGAGGUCCUCGCUGGCUUUGCCAUGUCCAUCUUUCUGGUCUUUGGCGGCUUCGAUCUCAUCUCCCACAACGUGAAGCAUUUGCUGGAGGGCGUAGGGGAGCACUCGUCUCAUCACCCGCUCCCUAAUGACCACGACCAUAGCCACGGCCACCACCACGGCCCAGCUCGGUAUAUCUCCCCUGGCACAGUUGAUUUCGCCUGCCUGGCGGCAAUAAUCAGCACGUUAGUCAACGCGCAUGCCCUGCGUAACCACGGCCGCGUGCGUCGCAUCAUGCGCGUGCCCUUCCCCUACCUGGCUAGUAUCCUCCCCGGCGCGGGCAUUCUGGCCAACCCAUUCCACUUUCUGACUCUGUGUUUCGCCUUCCUGAUGCUUCUUCUGCCUCUAGUCAGCGUCCCACAGUUCGUCUGGCUUGACCGCUUCAUCUGUGCGGCCAUCACGGGGAGUAUGUUCCUGCUUGGCGUGCGGCUGGCGAUUGCGCAGGGCCUGAUGCUGUUGAUGAGUUACGACGGGUCCAGGAUGACCGCGAACCCAAAUGCUACGUCCUACGUGCCCUCGCCUGCUGCAUCAGGGCCCGGGGAGAAAAAGAAGAUCGAUUCGGGAGCUUACUCACGAUAUAAUGAUGGAGACAGUGUCUCGGCCGUGCUCCGAGAGAUUGAAGCUGAUGUACAGGUUGCCCGGGUUGAGGAGGCCCAGUUCUGGCAGGUGCAUUAUGGCCUGGGAAUGGCCAACUUGAAAGUGAAGGUUGCUAGGAGUUAUGGGAAUGGAACAGGGACGGGGGUCAGCCUAGGCAGCGCUAAUGGUGCCAGUGGCGGGGACGAUAAUGGUGCCUCGCUGAGCCAACUGCGUAGCCGCCUAGCGAGGAUCGUGCAGAAUCGGCUAGGAGAAGGGUAUGGGCGUGGCGGUAGCUUGAGAUGGGAGGUGACUGUACAGACUAGCAGCUCUGAGGGGUAG
Messenger RNA from Thermochaetoides thermophila DSM 1495, 1707 nucleotides. RefSeq lists its product as uncharacterized. Lineage: Eukaryota; Fungi; Ascomycota; Sordariomycetes; Sordariales; Chaetomiaceae. Gene Ontology annotation, cellular component: membrane; Golgi apparatus. The record is from RefSeq and is a predicted model, not a curated record. Gene Ontology annotation, biological process: zinc ion transport; intracellular zinc ion homeostasis; transmembrane transport. The coding region runs from base 1 to 1707 and encodes 568 amino acids. The transcript is spliced from 2 exons. Gene Ontology annotation, molecular function: zinc ion transmembrane transporter activity.